Molecule: messenger RNA, 3608 nt
Organism: Chenopodium quinoa (quinoa)
Lineage: Eukaryota; Viridiplantae; Streptophyta; Magnoliopsida; Caryophyllales; Amaranthaceae
Exons: 6
Coding region: 516-1166 (216 amino acids)
Source: RefSeq, a predicted model, not a curated record
UGUCAAACCAAGUGAAUUUUGUGGGCUUUAUAUAGUAAUUUGUGGGCGAUGUUUAACAAAUCCCAAAAAUAAAGUAUUCAUGGUUUCCACUUUCCACUAUUAUCCUUGUCCAAUUGUCCAUGUUAUUGAAAUCCCAAGCCGAUGAACAACUAAAAGGAAAGGAUGCUAAAAUAGGGCCAUUUUGUAAUUUUUAAAGAAAUUACCAUUGAAAACUUAGUUAUUUUUUAUUUAUUUUUUUUUUUAAAAAAAAAAAAAAAAAAAAAAAAAAAAAAAAAAAAAAAACUCUAAACAAGUAAAUCAAUUGAGAACCAUGAGUUAACAAAGUCGUCUAUCUAUCUACAUGUUUUGUCAUAACUCAUACGAAGUAAGUCACAAAAUACUUGCAAUUACUCUACUUUUAUUCCCUUCACUUUUUUUUGUUUUUUUUUUAAAAGGGCCAGAAAUACGUUGUAUCUCCUUCACUUGAAAUUACAUGACAGAAAAAAACACACACAGCUCAAACUAAGAAGAAGAUAAUGGGUGGUAGACCAACAAGUUUAGCCUCUAAUUCUGACACUUUAAACUUUGCUUCACCAACGACUUCUUCUUCUUCUGUUGAUUCUGUUUUCGGUUCGGUUCCUACUCGACUCGAAGUUGAAUAUGCAAUUACAGCCUUUCAAAGUUUCAUGAUGCAAGGGCUUUCUUCAUCGAUGUCGAUAUUAGAUCGUCUUCAGCCUAUCUUGAACCAUGAUCAACUGCAGUCUACUGGAUUUCAGAGGGUUUAUGAUGCCUUUCUCUUACUACAGACAGUUCCAUAUGUUCAAAGAAUGGUGGUUUCGAUAUCAUCUGAUAAAGCUGUGUGGGAUGCUGUAAUAAACAAUAACGAAGUUCAGGAGUUCCGUCAGUCAGUCAAUCAAGCAAAAUCAAGCAGACAUCAGAGGUCUGAUGAAGAACCUGCCUUGGUUUCAAUGAUUUUAAAGUGGAUUUUGGACAACAUGAAGCUAAAAGUUUUGCAACUGAUUGAGUCGUUGAAGUCUGUAGUCAGCAAGAGCUUCGAGUCUUCCCAAAACAAGAACACAACAAACCCUGAAUUGAAACAUGGGUUCGAGGAGAUGAUUGUUUCGACUGUACUUCUCUCUACCAUUACUCUCAUGAUUGUGCUUGUAACUCGUGCCUAUGGAGCAUAAUCGUGAUUAACCCUGGUUAGUUUGGGCUUAUUAACAUGUGCAUAUUUUAAGUAUUGUAAUCAACCUAUUCAAGCCUCUUGAAAAAUCUGCAUAGAUCUUGGCUCCCCGGCUCUUAAAAAUAAUUCCGGUUGAUUGCUUAACCAUUAGGCACCUAACAAAGGCGAAGAUUGGAUAGUACCCUGAACCCAAGUUUUUGCUCAUUAUGUUACUUUAGGUAAUCCGGUAACCUAUAGUUUCCUAACUAAUUAGGCAUAUAAUUUUUCGUCGAAUAAUGCUAUGGGAAUUAUCUGUAGUAGUCUGUAUAAAACCUUGUAAAAUUGCAUACAGUUUAGUUAACAAGUAAAGUGCGUCAAGAAGUAAAAAAAAAAAAAGUUGUAAAUCAAUGUCUUGCAGUUACUGUCUGUUGUCUGAAUUCGAAUCACUGAAUGCCUUUUGCAAUGAUCUAGAAUCACAGAUCAGUAAAGCUUAAUGUACAUUGUUUAAUCAGAUGGCUCAAUAGAGUAUAAAUCCAAUCGACGACUUGACAUGAGUACAUGACUGUAAGUCGACACAAUUGCAACUUGCCAAUUCAAAACACCGCCUCCUAGACUUCUGAUUUACGGCCUCUUAGUCAGUAAUCAGGUCUCAUGGUGCAACAGCAUCAGGGGAAAGGCAGAGCUAGUAUUUGGCUAUUUGGGACAACAGUACAAGAUAUAAAUGGGUUGACUGAAGAAUGAAAACAUAAAAGAACUCUCUUCGUCUCAAAUUAGUACUAGGGUUAGGAAUAAGUUAUAUUUUGAGACAAUUAUGGCAGAUAACUAUAUUCCAUCAAAAUUCUCACAAACUAGUUUGCUUAUAUUCUAUUUUUGGCAGAAAUGAAAGCAGCUGAGUAGACCUGUGUAACGGUGUAUGACCGAUCUUACACUCAUUUUAAUGUAAGACGUUUAAAAUUAACCCCGAAAAAGAUAGAAUCCAGAAAACAUCUCCCUCUACCUGUCUCAUAAUACACACUCUGUACUAAAUUAAGCACAAAUUCACCACCUUUCCUCAGCAUUUUCACCUUUUCUCUCUUUCUACGAAGGGUCGUGGAAUCAGACGUGGUUAGACUGAUUUCCAUAGCCUACUUCCUCACAAGCUUCCUCGUCGUAUAAAAAAUUGGUACGGAGUACUUGUGAUGGCAAAUCAAAUUUCUUUCUUUUCGUCAUGAUGCAUAAGGAUGCUUUAAGCCGAAAGCUACUAAACCCAACUUCAUUAAAAUAAUCAGCUGCUUUAACUUUUGCGUUUGGAAAAUUUAUACUUUCAUAUUUUCUGAAUGAAUCCAUUAAACAAUUCGAUAUUUUCGAUUUAUAUACCAGCCAUUAUGGUAUAGACUAAGGAACAAGGAUACAAAAAACUAAGAAAUAAGAAAUUUCUCCUCUCUAUAUACUUCACUGAAUACACAAAUUGCCCGUUACAAAUAUGUCAAUCUUCUCCAAAAUUUUUACAUUUUCUGUUAUCUCAAAAGAUAAAAUGGAACAAGAAACUGGUAAAACAAAUUCUAAUUCGUCUUUAACAUCAACUGUAGCUAACAGAAAUGAGAUUGAAGGUCAAAUAUCAACUGAUAAGUUUUGUAUCAAUUCUGUUUUUGGGUCCGUUCCCACUCGAGCUGAGGCUGAUUACUCCAUGACAGCCAUCCAAAGUUUUAUGAACCUUGAAUGUCCAAGAAUGUUGGUGGAGAAUCCUGAAUUUCAACUGGUAAAUGCUGCUUUCCAGUUCAUGAAAACACCAGUGGUUCAGGAAAUGGUAAAAUCAGUAAUGUGUGACACAGGCAUCAUUACUGCUAUGUUGAAUAACAGCGCGGUUCAGGGGUUCUUAAGAUCUCUAAUGCUAGGUAAUACAGCGAUAAGGUUAACAAACGGCACCACUAACACAGCUGCAGCACUAGCAGCAGACAACUCUCAGAGCGAACACAGUUUGGUUUCAAUGGUUUUGAGCUGGCUGUUGAAGAACAUUGGGAGUGGACUUCAAGGAAUUUUUGGUACUCUAAGGUUACUAGUUGAUAAUACUAUAGAGUCCCUUCAAACUGAGAACAUAGGCUCUGGUUCCAAUCCCGGGAAAGUCAUUCACUUGACUCUGUUUCUCUCUGUCAUCAAUCUCUCGAUUGUGUUUGUGAGGCGCGCCUUAAAUCAAAGGGUUAUGGUUUAACGGUUUUCAGAUGUACAAGUGUACAACAGUGUUGUGUCCAUUUGAUGAUUCACAUUUUUCCUUUGAUUACUGGUUUGUGUCCUCAAGAACUAUAGCAGUAUUAUCACAAUAAUGUACCCUCCCAAGUAGUAUCACUGUUUUAUUAAUGGUUUGUUGCAUAAACUGGUAAGUUUCUUACACUGUAAUAGAGAAGCUUACUGGCUUUCUCAAAGUUUUAGUGUGGUUUCUUUUUAUAUUACGCAGUAUAAAAAUUCUACCAGUAGUCGUUUAAUUAUGAAA